This is a messenger RNA of Mollisia scopiformis, 657 nucleotides long. RefSeq lists its product as uncharacterized. The coding region runs from base 1 to 657 and encodes 218 amino acids. The record is from RefSeq and is a predicted model, not a curated record. The transcript has a single exon. NCBI's taxonomy places the organism in Eukaryota, Fungi, Ascomycota, Leotiomycetes, Helotiales, Mollisiaceae.
AUGUGUGUAGGAUCUAUUGUGCGUCACAGCUGUGGCCAUGUCAUGAUACACUGGCUCUCUCAAUGCGAUGAGAGCGAUUGUCAAUCAAGAAGCCAUGUGGAACGCCAGUCCCGUGAGGUAUAUCAUAACUCGAACGUAGCUAAGUCCGGGGAUAGGUGCUGGCCGUGUCAGAAUCCUUGGGAGAAGGCAAAGAUGGCUGCCAUGGAAGCCAAAGACAAGAUUCCCGAGGAUAUCAAGAAUCUAGAUUCGAAGCUUGAAAAGCUUAUUCAGGCCUGCGAGCUUAACACCUCCGAAGUAAAGUCCGGUUCCGACACCGUCGUCAAGGCUCUUCAAACUCACAAACCCGAUAUCCACGCUAAAGGCCUCACCAGCAGCAAGCAAGGUCUCCAAAAGGCUGCUGCAAUCGGUAUCACGGCUCCCAUUACCUUCGGCCUCAAGCUGCUCGAGGACGAUAUCGCAGAGCUGCAUAAGGUAUUCAGCAAUCAGAUCGCCGCUCUCAACAUCUCAGGUUCUGAAAAUGCCAUUGUCAAGAAGGUGCUUACCGAGGGUUGUCAAUCUAUGGUGGAUUCUGUUGCACACAAGCUUCGUGAGGCGCAAGCCAACAUCGCGAAGUCGACUGAUGGUGCCGUUGUGCAAGUGUUGGAUUCCUUCGUUUAA